AUGACUCUGCCGCCGACGACCACCUUGGUGGCAACACCGAAGGCCUAUCUCCAUCUGACACAAGCGCAGCUGUCGACGCUCCAGCUGCGCGUCUACCGCCAUACCCGCUAUGCACCAGCGCCGGAGAGCGCUCUGCAGACCUUUGUCGACUUGAUCAACGCCAGUUUCGCGGGGCCUUACCAUGAUGAGAACUUCGGGCUGGAUCACCCGCGCUAUAAGAGCUUGCAGACGCUGAGGGAUGACUUGGAUCCCGAGGCGGAGGGUGAGGAUGGGGGCAGGGAAGAGGGAAAGAGCGGCGGGUGGUUGUUUAUGCUCUUCCUCCCGUCGUCUGCUACUGUCGAUGGGGAAGCUGCUGGGGGGGUCGCAGUAGCAGGAGCCAAAGUGACCUUCAGCGGAGCCGGGAUGGACGGCGGGCCGUCGGUCCACGUUCUCCCCAACCCGCUCUACACCCCACCCGCCGUUUACCCUUCCUUGGUGUACUACCUCGGCGCACUGGGCACCAUCACCCCGCGCUCCGGCCCACUCCUCCUCACCCACAUCAAGCGCUACCUCUCCACCCUGUCUCCGAACUACGUCCUCAAGGCCUACACCGUCGCCGAAUGGGGCGUCAACCCGCACUUCAGCAUCCCCCAGGAUUCGCCAUUGGUGCGGUUCUUUGAGAAGCAAGGUUUUAGGGUCCAGGAUUACGCAUGGAAGGCCAAGGGUACCUGGGGCAGCUUUUACGGGGGGUGCUUGUGCAGUAUUGAAUAUGUGCAUCUGGGUCUUGGGGAAGACAAGUAA
Sporisorium graminicola is the source of this 780-nucleotide messenger RNA. RefSeq lists its product as uncharacterized. The transcript has a single exon. Lineage: Eukaryota; Fungi; Basidiomycota; Ustilaginomycetes; Ustilaginales; Ustilaginaceae. The record is from RefSeq and is a predicted model, not a curated record. The coding region runs from base 1 to 780 and encodes 259 amino acids.